Messenger RNA from Nelumbo nucifera (sacred lotus), 1931 nucleotides. RefSeq names its product ammonium transporter 1 member 1-like. The record is from RefSeq and is a predicted model, not a curated record. Gene Ontology annotation, molecular function: ammonium channel activity. Gene Ontology annotation, biological process: ammonium homeostasis; ammonium transmembrane transport. Gene Ontology annotation, cellular component: plasma membrane. NCBI's taxonomy places the organism in Eukaryota, Viridiplantae, Streptophyta, Magnoliopsida, Proteales, Nelumbonaceae.
CCAAAAUUUCUCUAAAGUCGCAGGACUCAAUACCUAUUUUCUUCUGCGUUUUUUCUCUCUCUCUCUCUAGACGUCCGGCCAUGGCCUGUUUGGCCUCCGAUCUCGUCCCACUCUUAAAUGGCACCGCUAACGCCACCGCCGCCGCCGAUUACAUCUGCAGCCAGUUCAGUGCCGUGCAGAAUAGUUUCACGGACGCUGCUCAUGCCAUCGACAACACUUACCUGCUCUUCUCGGCCUACCUCGUCUUCGCUAUGCAACUGGGCUUCGCCAUGCUCUGCGCCGGCUCCGUUCGAGCCAAGAGCACCAUGAACAUAAUGCUCACCAACGUGCUCGACGCGGCCGCUGGGGGUCUGUUUUACUAUCUCUUCGGGUUCGCCUUUGCCUUCGGUUCUCCUUCCAACGGCUUCAUCGGCCGUCACUUCUUCGGCAUGAAGGCGUUCCCGUCAGAGCUGUUCGAUUACAGUAACUUCCUGUAUCAAUGGGCUUUUGCCAUCGCUACUGCCGGGAUCACCAGCGGCUCUAUAGCGGAGAGAACCCAGUUCGUCGCUUACCUCAUUUAUUCGGCCUUCUUGACGGGUUUCGUGUACCCGGUUGUGUCUCACUGGUUCUGGUCGGCUGACGGUUGGGCCAGUGCCUUCAAUAACGAUAACUUGUUGUUCGGAUCCGGAGCCAUAGACUUCGCCGGAUCAGGUGUAGUUCACUUGGUCGGAGGUAUAGCUGGACUUUGGGGGGCUCUCAUUGAGGAGCCUAGAAUUGGCCGGUUUGAUCAUGCCGGUCGAUCUGUAGCUUUGCGUGGUCACAGCGCAUCCUUGGUCGUAUUGGGUACCUUCUUACUGUGGUUCGGCUGGUACGGGUUUAACCCGGGUUCGUUUUUAACCAUCAUGAAGGCGUAUAACUCCGGGAACUACUACGGACAGUGGAGUGCCGUCGGCCGGACUGCAGUGACCACGACCUUGGCCGGUUGCACGGCUGCGCUGACCACUCUGUUCGGGAAAAGGUUGAUUUCAGGACACUGGAACGUUACCGAUGUGUGCAAUGGGUUGCUUGGUGGGUUCGCGGCAAUCACCUCCGGCUGCUCAGUGGUUGAGCCAUGGGCUGCUAUCGUCUGCGGUUUCGUCGCGUCCUGGGUCUUGAUUGGAUGCAACAAGCUUGCUGAGAAGUUCAAAUAUGAUGACCCACUGGAGGCUGCGCAAUUGCAUGGUGGCUGUGGAACUUGGGGUCUUAUAUUCACGGGCUUGUUUGCAAGGGACAUAUAUGUGCAGGAGGUAUACCAGGCCACAUGGAGGCCAUAUGGGCUGUUCAUGGGAGGAGGUGGAAAGCUCUUAGCUGCUCAAAUUAUCCAGAUUUUGACGAUUGUUGGGUGGGUGAGUGCCACCAUGGGUCCUCUGUUUUAUGUGUUAAAUAAGAUGAAUUUGCUGAGGAUAUCGGCUGAGGAUGAGAUGGCCGGAAUUGAUAUAACCCGGCACGGUGGCUUUGCAUAUGUAUACCAUGAUGAAGAUGAUCAGUCGCAGAAGCAGGGAGGUUUAAUGAUGAGAAGAAUAGAACCAGCUAAUGGCACUCCCGCUGCUAAUCGAAGUCCAUCACAAGCUGUGUGAUCAUCAGCUGUGAUCACACUGAUAGUAGUAGUUGUAGGUUCUCCUUUUUUUCUUCAUGUUCUUUCUUCUUCUUCUUCUUCUGUUCUGAGGGCUGGUAAGGUGUCUAUCCUCUGAGGUAUUGUAUAUUAUCCGUCUGGUUAUGGUUUGAACUGUGAAGUCAAGUGAUAAAAAACAAAACGGUUAUAUUUUGUUCUUUUCAAUUCUCAGGGUUUUUUUAAGAUGAUUUUAUUGUGGUGAAAAAGAAGGGAGUUUGAUACAUGUUUUGAAGCUUUGUAAUUGGGGGUGGCUUUUUAUAAUUCUGUAAGAUAAUGCGACUCUUUCUUUUUAUUUGUCCUC